UUCAGCCAAUCGGCGGCGGCCGGCGUCGGGUGCACUCCGCCUCGCCCGUGGCCCUCCGGCCUCCGGCUCUCGCUCCCUGCGCGCUCAGUGCGCUGCCUCCCCUGCCGCCGCCGCCGCCGCCGCCGCCGCCGCCGCCGCCGCGCCUCCGUUCGCUGACUCGGAGAUUGCCGAAGAUGGCAGAAGCUCACCAAGCCGUGGCCUUCCAGUUCACGGUCACCCCGGACGGGAUCGACCUGCGGCUGAGCCACGAAGCCCUCAAGCAAAUCUAUCUGUCUGGACUGCAUUCCUGGAAAAAGAAGUUCAUCAGAUUCAAGAAUGGCAUCAUCACUGGUGUGUACCCGGCGAGCCCCUCCAGUUGGCUCAUUGUGGUGGUGGGUGUGAUGUCAACCAUGUAUGCCAAGAUCGACCCCUCGCUGGGGAUCAUUGCGAAAAUCAAUCGGACCCUGGACACGACCAGCUGCAUGUCCAGCCAGACGAAGAACGUGGUCAGCGGCAUCCUCUUCGGCACGGGCCUGUGGGUGGCCCUCAUCGUCACCAUGCGCUACUCCCUCAAGGUGCUGCUAUCCUACCACGGCUGGAUGUUCGCCCAGCACGGCAAGAUGAGCCGCGCCACCAAGAUCUGGAUGAGUGCGGUCAAGAUCUUUUCAGGCCGAAAACCCAUGUUGUACAGCUUCCAGACGUCGCUGCCACGCCUGCCGGUCCCGGCCGUCAGGGACACCGUGAACAGGUAUCUAGAAUCGGUGAAGCCUCUAAUGAAGGAAUCUGACUUUAAACGGAUGGCGGUUCUGGCAGAAGACUUUGCGGUCAGCCUUGGACCCAAAUUGCAGUGGUAUCUGAAGUUAAAAUCCUGGUGGGCUACUAACUACGUGAGCGACUGGUGGGAGGAGUACAUCUACCUGCGAGGACGAGGGCCGCUGAUGGUGAACAGCAACUACUAUGCCAUGGACUUGCUGUACGUCCUACCGACUCAGAUCCAGGCAGCGAGAGCGGGCAACGCUAUCCACGCCAUCUUGCUCUAUAGACGAAGGCUGGACCGGGAGGAGAUCAAGCCGAUUUUUGUGUUGGGAUCCACAGUUCCGCUCUGCUCUGCUCAGUGGGAGCGAAUGUUUAAUACUUCGCGGAUCCCAGGAGAGGAGACGGACACCAUCCAGCACAUACGGGACAGCAAGCACAUCGUCGUGUUCCACGAGGGGCGCUACUUCAAGGUCUGGCUCUACCAUGAUGGCAGGCUGCUGACGCCCCGCGAGAUUGAGCAGCAGAUGCAGAGGAUUCUGGACGACCCGUCGGAGCCUCAGCCAGGGGAGGCCAAGCUGGCGGCCCUCACCGCGGGAGAAAGAGUUCCCUGGGCCAAGUGUCGCCAAGCCUAUUUUGGGCGCGGGAAAAACAAGCAGUCCCUUGAUGCUGUGGAAAAGGCAGCGUUCUUCGUGACGCUCGAUGAAACAGAGCAAGGGUACAGGAAGGAAGACCCGGAUGCAUCCAUGGACAGCUACGCCAAGUCUCUCCUACACGGCAGGUGUUUUGACAGGUGGUUCGAUAAGUCUUUCACGUUCAUUGCCUUCAAAAACGGGAAGAUAGGCAUGAACGCCGAGCACUCCUGGGCCGACGCGCCCAUUGUUGCACACCUGUGGGAGUAUGUCCUGGCCAUGGACUCCUUUCACCUGGGCUAUGCGGAGGACGGGCACUGCAAGGGCGACCCCAACCCAAAUAUUCCGUACCCCACACGGCUGCAGUGGGACAUCCCGGAGGAAUGUCAAGAGGUGAUAGAGACUUCCCUGAACAGCGCCAACAUUCUGGCAAAUGACGUGGAUUUCCACUCUUUCCCAUUCCACACCUUUGGUAAAGGGCUGAUCAAGAAGUGCCGUACGAGCCCGGAUGCCUUCGUCCAACUUGCUCUCCAGCUGGCGCAUUACCAGGACAUGGGCAAAUUUUGCCUGACGUACGAGGCCUCCAUGACCCGGCUCUUCCGAGAGGGGAGGACGGAGACCGUGCGUUCCUGUACCGCUGAGUCGUGCAACUUUGUGCUCGCCAUGGUGGACCCCACCCAGACGGUUGAGCAGAGGCUCAGGUUGUUCCAGAUCGCAUCCGAGAAGCACCAGCAUCUGUACCGACUCGCAAUGACUGGCUCUGGGAUCGACCGCCAUCUCUUCUGUCUUUAUGUGGUGUCCAAAUACCUGGCCGUGGACUCCCCUUUCCUGAAGGAAGUUUUAUCUGAGCCGUGGAGAUUAUCGACCAGCCAGACUCCUCAGCAGCAGGUGGAGCUGUUUGAUUUGGAGAGGAAUCCGGAAUAUGUGUCCAGCGGAGGGGGCUUCGGGCCAGUCGCCGACGAUGGUUAUGGCGUGUCAUACAUCCUCGUGGGAGAGAACCUCAUCAGUUUCCAUAUAUCUUCCAAGUUCUCCAGCCCUGAGACCGACUCGCAUCGCUUUGGGAAGCACCUGAAACAAGCAAUGACUGACAUCAUCAGCUUGUUUGGGUCCAGCGCCAACUCCAGAAAGUAAUUCCGCUAGAGCCGUCGUGAAGGAAAACGAGCUCUUCCGAUGAAAAACCAAAUGAAAAUUAGCUGUCGAUCCUGAUUGUAGUUCAGGAUGCAAAUUUGCUCUACAAAACUCAGAAGUUUUCCUUCCAUUGAGGGUUUGGUGUUUUUCUUUUUAUAGAACAGCAGGCCUCCACCACGUGAAGUGUAACUACUUCCUGGCAGGUCCUGACUUUGGGAAUGUUUUGAUAAAGUGCUCCCCCUCCCCAAAAGUUUUUGCAUCUGCCUGUGUUGACUGAGGGACGAGAAUAUGGUUGAGCUCUUGAAGGGAUUAGUGGGGUUGUGACUUCACACAUUGGACAUGCAAGUGGCACGUUUCCUCGCGGAGUGACCCAAGACCUGGUACUUAGGGGCAUUUCCUUUUAGCAGAGCUGCUUUUGUGCAGAGAGGAAAGUGGUCGAGUUUUGGAGAGGUUAACCAUUCGUAGCUGACGCAUGUGAAACGCACUAACGGAGAUACUGUGCUUCUGGAAACAGUUUUUGUCACUGUGGGUAACUGUGUCAUCAGCCGAUUUGGUAGCCUGUAUUUGCCUCCCUGUGUUGGAAGUGCGUAGUCCGCCCCAUCUUUAGUUUUACUGACCGUGCAAGUCUUCAAAACCCAGUGCCUUAAAAGCGGGAGGCCCUAAGCGAAAGGGAGACCGUGGGAAAGAUUUCCUGUGUCAGGUCUUCAGGUGGACUUGUGAGUGUCUUGCUCCCCUUCUCAAUUUAGCGAAUGGGUAACCCUUAAAUAAGUGUUUCCUAUGGUUUCCCUGCCCCUAGAAAGGCCAGUUCCCUCCUGAGGGCAGCCGGGCUGGAUUCCCCCAUCAUCAGACUGCUUUCCUUGUGUCAUUAAGCAACAAAAGAAAGGGUGUGUGUGUGUGUGUGUGUGUGUGAGAGAGAGAGAGACAGAGAGAGAGAGAGAUGGGGAGCAAGGGAUGUCAUGGUCAAGUGUGAGGUGUCUGGAGCAGUCACUGAAGAAGAAAGGAUAAGCCGUGGCUCUGGAGCACCCCUUACCCAAGCUGACAGCAAGGGAGGGCAUGACAUUUACCGCUGACAAAGGAAUAAAGCUUGAGAAACAGGAAGAAUAGCCUCAAAAUGGUCAGGAGAGUGCAGCGCCAGUCAGCUCCAAGAGUGCUUUCGAGUCCCACCUGGCGAGAGAGAACCACUCUCCUUUCCAGAGGAGAUGGGGGGAGAUGGAAACGGCAGGCCACGUCAUCUUGGUGACGGAUGAAAAUGUCGCAGGUGACAGGUGCUAGGUUUAACACAGCCUGCCCUUCAGAUGGGUGUGCCUUUGUCUGAAAGCGUCUGACCGACCAAAAAGCAAUUAUGCACUGAAUCGUCUUCAGUAUUUAAUGUAAAAAUAAAGGAUCACGGAACGAGAAAGACCCACUGCCUCCGGGCCAUAAUGACCAGCUUAGCUGUCCAUUUUUAAAACUGUGUAUUUAUUCUUCUGACCACUCUGUUCUGGUGGGGCCUGCCUCUGUGAGAGCUGUGCGCUCCGGCGAUUACCAGGCGGGGCUGUUGGAGGAGACGGGCGCCUGCCGCAGCGCACCUCCAUAUUUUAUAUAUGUAUAUGUGAUAAUGUAAAAAUCCCACCUAAACGGGCCAAAGAUUUUUUUUUCUCUUAAAAGCAAGAAGAAAUGAAAACACACAAAAAACUAAAGUGAAAACCAACAAGUACAGUAACAACCCCCGCCCCCCAUUCAUCCAUGGUUCAUAGUGGAGGAGGUGUGGGGGGAAAUGGCCCACUCUGCCCUGGCCCGGCGUGGCUUCCAGUCAGAGCAGGCAUCAGUCACUAUCAGAGCCACCCCAACCCUCUGCUAUCGACCACUGACCUUAGCGUUCCCAUGUGAAUUCCAAUGUAGCCGUGGAGCACUCAAACACGUUUGGGCUCGUCUCUCAGGUUUAAAUAUUUCAAAUGUAAUUAAUUGUUAACCAGUGCAGUUACCAAUGCAAUUUUAUAUUUCCUAAAAGAAGGAAGAGUGGGUUUUUAUUGUACAUGUUGAAAGGAGGAGGGAAGAGUAUUAUGUAUUUAAUUUAAUUUGGAAUAAGCCAUAGUCUUAAAAGAGCUGUGGUUUGAAUUUGUUAUCUUGGGCUGUCCAUUGCAUGUAAAUACAAGAUGCUCUUUUGGAUGUAAAUCUGGGAACUGUAGUAUGAAUGUUAUCAUUAAUAAAACAUUAAUCCCA
Mirounga angustirostris (Northern elephant seal) is the source of this 4694-nucleotide messenger RNA. It is a transcript of the gene CPT1A, whose product is annotated as carnitine palmitoyltransferase 1A. The record is from RefSeq and is a predicted model, not a curated record. The transcript has 19 exons. Gene Ontology annotation, molecular function: carnitine O-palmitoyltransferase activity. Bases 174 to 2495 code for a protein of 773 amino acids. Gene Ontology annotation, biological process: carnitine metabolic process; fatty acid metabolic process. Gene Ontology annotation, cellular component: mitochondrion. Lineage: Eukaryota; Metazoa; Chordata; Mammalia; Carnivora; Phocidae.